Messenger RNA from Trichoderma gamsii, 1776 nucleotides. RefSeq lists its product as hypothetical. Lineage: Eukaryota; Fungi; Ascomycota; Sordariomycetes; Hypocreales; Hypocreaceae. The transcript has a single exon. Bases 1 to 1776 code for a protein of 591 amino acids. The record is from RefSeq and is a predicted model, not a curated record.
AUGCCCCCCGAGCCUUGCUCUAGCGGAACUGCCCGAAAAAGUCGGGAAUAUCGCUCGACGGGCUCUACCAAGCAGAUCCGUUUCCCUACGCGGCGCAGGAAAGUUCGGGGCCCGAGCAAUGGGGUCCAGAAGCGAGAGAGCUCGUCGUUGAAACGAGAAAAUUCGUCGUCGGAGCGAAAAGGCCCAUCGUUGAAGCAGCAGACAUUGACGCAGAUGAGUUUCGUCUCGUCGUUUGGUGAAGACGUCAUCUUGUUGGAUGACGAUGCCUCAGAUGAAGACGGGACAAUUUGCAACAAGACUGGCUCGACCGUUCUGCAACGGGAAUCCGAAGCUCUGUUGACAAAGGAGCCACCAGAGCUGGCGUCAGGAGAAGAUGCCAUCAUUAUUCAAGAUUCUUGUGGCUCAACUUACGACGGCUCUGACGAUGACGAUGACGAUGACGAUGCACCAGCCGGAACUAACAUCUCUCCUCCACGUUGGCCUGAACAUGUACGGGAAGUUGUUGCGAUGCCUCCCCGAUCUGUGACAUGGGCCGAUUCUAUGGAUGUAGUGAGAGAUUCUCCACGGCGCCGUGCGCACCUGAACAGAAAUCUGGAGGAAAUGAAAAGCACUCAGAGCUCUCAAGAAUACGGCGCAUCGUUAUCAGCACAUGUCCGUUUUGCAGCUGUGGAAGCGGAUGACCGGGAAAUUCCAGACUCGGACGAAGAAGACAAUGAAGAGCUGCAGCCGAGAGAUUUCAACGGGCUAAUACACCAAGAAAUGCUCUGCGUCGGCCACGAGACUCAACUUAUCAUGGAGGAAAUGGCUUCUUUGGAGGACCCAGUACUAACUCCUGAGAGUUCACCAAACAAAUGCCAGCUGACGGCGUCUCAGAACUCGCUCGCCUUGGCGCCAUCUGAUGGAAUUGCGAAUGACAAACAUGACUUUCCGAUGGGAAACACUCAAAGCCAGCCUAUUGCAAUACCACAGACUCCUUCCUUUUCAUUGCCAUCAUCACAAACGACUCAAGUUGGCCCCGGUGAUCAAACUGAUCUCAGCCAAGGGCAUAAUAACCACCACGGUCCAGCACAUACACAAUUACCCAGUCAGGGUCAGAUCUUUGAGUCUCAGCGUGUACCACUUCAAAUUCUCCAGUCUCUCGCUCCAGUAUCCGCGCGUACGGAUAUCCUCCUUCCCACGCCAUCUGAAGCACUUCGUCCCAUCAUUAGCGGCUCUGAGACAUUUGUCCAUCUUGCUUAUCGAGUGCCUGAAGAAGUCCAGCGGUUCUGGCUUUUCAGCCACGGUAUAUUACGCUACAUGGCCUGUAUACAGCCUGGCAGGCAUCGCGGUCAUGGUUGGGAUUACCCGAUUGACCAAGUUUAUCAGCUCAACAACGCCUUAGAAGAGCGCGAUAUGCAAGAAGAAGGAUGGGUUCAUAGCGAGGUCCGACGAUACAUUUAUCUCCCUCCAGCGAUAGCGGGCCAGCUCCUGUGGAAUCUGCGAUGCGCCACUUUUGGCCAAGAUGAAUCGCAAAAAGACGAUAAAUUUGAAGUAUCAUCAAAUUCCUCGACAUCCAGCCAUGAGGACCCGACUGGUUCAGCUACCACUCUGCAGUCAGCCAAAGCUGAUAUUACUUACAUCCGUGACCGUGAUGCUACUGGCCGGCCAAGCAGCUUAAACUUACAGGACCAUGGGAGCUCUACAGCCACACUCCCGGCCAAUGCUGUCUUUGGCUCAUCUCCGCUUUUGACAAAGAGUCAAAUGCUCUCCGACAGUUUGAUUAGCGAUAAAUUCUAA